AAUCGUUAUCGCAUGCUGCUACGCGGGUUCGUGUACGCAUUUGUGUUGUGUGCGUGAAAAUCGGUGGAAAUAGAAAUGUAUAUGGAAUGAAUACCAAAAGCGUUUGAAACGCAAUCAAUUAAGAAAUAAAUUUAAAAAUGAGUGUGUUUGAGUUGGUGAGUGAAUUGUGUCUGAAAGUUUUCGAUUCCGAAUUUAACAAAAAUGACUGGUAUCCGGACCUGCCAAAGAUACGUCGAAAGGCUUUGAAGAAAUUGAGAUCCAAAUGUUACGAAAUUCUUCUCCACAAAGUGUCCAUUCCAAAUUCGAAUUAUGAAGAUGAUUGGAGUCCCGCAGCCCAAGUUAUUGGGCAUGUAUUCACUCUGCAGCAGCAGGGUUUAUUUCGAGAUGCCAAGAAGAUGAUGAUGUAUGCUCAUAAAAUGGUAGAUUCAAAUUUGCAUUGUAAUCCUGUGGUGAUAGCUGUUCUUGAACUUCUGCUUAGACUACAAGAUUCUGUUGAAAGGCAGGAAGAUUAUGAGCCGAUUCUUUUCCGCUAUGAGGAACCGAAGCCUUACGAUCCUUCACAAGGGCCCAUGCCCUACGACAUCCUGCACCCCAGUGCGUUUGAGCCACAGCCGUGGAUGCUGCACCUGGAGCGACAAGGGUCCUCCGGGUACUUCCCAGCAGCUGGUUCUUUCCCAUUCACCAGUGAACCGGGACAGGAUCUGCCCGUGCUGGGUCGCUUCCUGCAGCCAGCACGCAUGGACGGCAGGGGGAGCACCGUGCCCUUAUAUGCAAUUCCACAGUUUCCAGUCCUAACAGAGCCUCGUGGGUUGCAGAUUCCAUCAAUUUCUCUUGAGAGCGGGGCGCUUAGGGGUCGCCGGCGGUUCCAGAAGGCCGCGGCGGACGAGGGCUACGCCACGCCCAGCCUGAAGGGGUCGUGCGCGGCGUCGCCGAGCGCGCGCUCGCCCGACGAGCUGCUGCUGGCCGCGGACGGCGUGUGGCGCGCCGCGCUGGCCUACCGCCCGCCGGCGCUGCGCACCUGGGAGACGCUGGGCUCGCGCGUCCCGGACAAGGAGCGCCCGUUCCUGUCGGAGGCCGGCCAGGAAGCAGCACAGCAUUUCAUCGAAAUUGUGCGGCAGUGGCCAUUGCUGCAGCCUGGUAGAAGGCCAGUGAUUGCGCCACACGUUCUCUCUGUGGAGCAGCUGACACGUGAUAUUGGGUAUUUGCUGCAGGGAGUGCAAUCACAUACAUUCCUGUUCUCUGAGGUGACGUUUGCCUUCAGCCUGGCCCCUGGGGUGUGUGUGCAAGAUCUGUCCCCAUUGGCCAUGAGCAACUACUGCCGGGAGCUGUUGGAGCUCGGAACGUGUGCUCGUCGAUUGCAGCUUCUGACUGAGAGGGGGGUUCCGGGACAUCCACGUACCAGGCUCAUGGAGGCCCUCCGUGAGCAUGUGAAGAUGUACCUCCAGUUCCACUGGGGUGCAGCUCUGCUCAUGCCACAGGGCACAUCCUUAUUGGCCCUGCAGUAUUGGGCACAAGGUUUGCAUCAGAAGACGGUGGCGAUGGCACAGCUGUGUGGCGUGGCACCUCCUAGUGAUUCGUGGAAGGGCCCUCGGAAACUACCGUCUGGCAUAGCCCUAGUGUCAUACAUUUAUGAAACACUCAGCCGGGAGACAAGACCAGAUGUGUGCUGUAUUCUAUAUUCUGCUCUGCGUGGUGUUUCACAAGUGUACUUCAGGUUCUUGGAGCAAUGGAUCUUUGGGGGGACCUUGUUUGAUACGUGGGAGGAGUUCUUCGUUCAAGCAGUGGGCUCAGCAGAUUUGCUGGCCAGCCGUAAUCGCAAGUAUUGGGCUCAUGUUUUUCAUAUCGUGAAAGGAGCAGUUCCUGGAUUUCUUCGUGGACUGGAAGAUGAUAUUUUGUUGUGUGGGAAAACUGUUCAUCUCUUGAAGUUGUGUUGCCCGAAGGCAGCACUGUGUGUUGCAUUGGAGAGUGGCCACCCGCCAGUACCCUGCUGCCUGCAGGGACGUGAAUUGCGUCAGUUGUCAUCAAAGUGUCGGCUCUUCGAACGGCGUGUCAGAGAGUUGGAACGAGCUGGAAGUAGUAGGGGCUCAGACAGUGGAAUUGAGACAAUGACAAUAUGGAGACGACACGGCCCCACGGAAGGGGAGUUGAUGGAGCGACAGGAGGUGAUUCGUCAAGCACUGGAACAGGAGGCCAGGCGACAGGCGGUGGUGCAGAAGCAGCGCCAGUGGCGAGCCGAGCUGCAGCAGCAAGUGCAGGAAACACAGGAGCGCCGUGAGGAGGAGCAGCGCUUCGAACGGGAGCAAGAGCUGCGAGUGUUGGAAGUGAACCGGCAGCGCCAGUUGGAAGAUGAACAGCGCAAGGAGGAGGAGAAACAACGCAUGAUUGAACACUACGAAGAAUUAUCCCUGGUUGCCAUGAAGCGCAAGCAACUUGCUGAUUGGAGGCUGGAGAGACUGAAUCUUAGAGAUCGUAGAGAGGAGUUCAUUUUGAACGAUCGCAGAGAAUGGCGUGCAGCUGCGGCAGAGCUGAAUCUCAAGAACAUAGAACGCUCUAUUGCUGGAUCACCAUUGACCAUCAUAGAGGAAGACAGCGAUGCUGCUAAACAUGAAACUCCUUCAGAAAACCAUGCCCCGUUAUUGAACCUUCCGUUGGUAACCACAACCAUUGACAAUGAUGCCACAGGUGUGGGAAUAGACAAUGCAACAAUGAAUCAGGGAUCACCAAAUAACAACAAUGUAGACAAUGUGACUGACAGAGGUGAUAUCAAUGAGAACCUGAAUGGAUUAGCAUUGAACAUUCGAGAAUCAAGGUUCACCAAUGCAAAUUCAAAUCUGUUGGGUUCAAGUAUUGAAGAUGCAGCCUUGGGAAAUGCCCUUAUUCCUUUAGGUAAUAGAAAUGAAAAUAUUACAUCUGGUAAUGCUGCUGGAGGAUUUGAUAAUUUCACUGCUGCUGCAACUAUUAAAGCUAAAGUUCAGGAUCAAGAGUUUGGCAUUUGCCCUCAGCGAAGAAAGGAUGACACCAAAGACAAAGGAUCUGUGGUGGGAGAACGUGUUCUGUCCGCUGCUGAAAGGAAUCGAUUAAAAGUGAUGGAACAAGAAUUUGGAAUUACGCAACCGAGAAGAGAAAGACCAAAGAGCGUGCCUUUUAAAUCUUCCAUUCGUGACAGUGUUAGUGAUCGUGAUAGUUAUAGCCAAGCACAAGAGACAGUAAGACAGAACUUCCAGGAUACAGUUGCCCAGAGGAGAACAAAUCAUUGGAACAUGCUACAUGGAGGACUGAAUAUUAUAACAGGGGUCAUGAAUAUGUUUCCUGUGCAGACAGUUCCGGAAACAGAGCAAUUGCAAGUUACAGAAGUUGAUUCAAUGUCCAUGAAGGAUACACCAAGUGACGAUGGAGUCCAGGUGGUUCUUCAGUCACCGGCUAGUGUCGAUGCUCCAAUGUCGAAGUCUGAAUCAAGCGGAAGUGUCAAUCAUGUGUACAAAAGUGCAUCUGGGCUGAGUUCGAAGACAAGUAGUAGUUAUAACAUUACUUCCAUUGCCAGUAGUGUAUCAUUUGACAUGGGAUCUGGGAAGUUUUCUCUCAAUACACCUACAUCCACUGAUGAUGGCUCUGUGGAUACUUUCAAAACCUGUGCUGGCACUGGAGGUGGCUAUAGCUCAGAAAGCAGUGAGCGUCAUAGGGAUUUAGCUAACCCUGGCAUUGCCUACUGGAGGAGCCAUCGACUGACUAAGGAUGAAGGGGAUUGUGGUACUGCUGAAGAUCUGCAAUCUGAGCACUCUGGAGAUGAAGAAGAGGUCUCAAGUGAUACAUCAGAUGCUGUUGAUUACACAGAUUUCACUUCUGUUAAUGUGGCACUUCAGAAGUCGGUUGCUAUUCCACUUCAUAUGCAGCUGCGUCUUGCCAAUGAGGCAGUACUGAAAUAUUUCUUCCAGGAUCUCAACCUAUAUGGUCACUUUCGUAGCAUGAGAAGCUUUUUCUUCCUAAUGGACGGGGAGUACAGACACACUGUGACAAACUCACUUUUUAAGAAAAUGACCACGGUGCGGCAACCUAGUCAUCUUCUGAACUAUGUGGUGUUGAAUGAUGUAUUGCAAAUGGCUUUGGAUACAUCGUCAAGUGGAGGAGAAGAGAAUGCCAAAAGGAUUAGUUUUAAGGUGAGCUCUACCCCUGACCACUUCCAGCUGACGUCGACAGGGGUACUGGAGUGUCUGAGCUUACAUUAUCGCACGGAGUGGCCGCUGAACAUACUGUUGACGGAGGAGUGCCUUCUCAAGUACAACAUCAUCUUCACGUUCCACCUGAAGUACCGCACAGUGCAGUUGUGGCGGCACGAGAUGACCCACUUUGUGAGCUCCUUCCAAAACUACAUUAUGGGCACUGCUGUGCAGAGCUGCUGGGUGAACUUCGAGCAAGAGCUGAAUCAGGUGCAGACACUGGACAAUCUGUAUCUGAAGCAUGCAGGAUAUGUGAAGAGUAUUCUCUUUAGGUGUUUAUUGUACAACAAGUGCCGCCCUAUUCAUAAUUUAAUGAUGCAAGCUUUCGACACCAUCCUGAAAUUUAUUGCUCAACUGGAGGCAUCACAGUGGCACCAAUGUGGAGAAGACCAAACAACCCUGGAACAUCCUGACUUUCGAACACUCUCUCUGAUCCACGAUUCUUUUCGAUUUUACACUGGUUGCACAUACAAGUCAUUGGAGAAAAUGAUUCGGAAAGGUUACCAACCACAGUUUAAGGAGCUUCUGGAAAUGUUAAAUGCCAAUGGAUAUUACACAGAUUUAGAAUCCGGUUGAGUUGACGAAUCCAAAAAUUGGGCUUAUUGAAUUGAUUAUGAAGUUUGUUAAAAUGAGUGCUUGUUAGAAAAUGAGUUGUGAGCACUACUUUUUUUCUUUACUAAUUUGAUUCUUAGCAAUGUAUCUUAAUAACAACCAAAUGAUGGUUCACAAAGCAAGAUUUGCUUGAGAUUUUAAAAGAUUUCUUUCUCAUAAACAAACAUUUCCCAAUAAGCAAAGAGAUUUAAGUUUUAUGCACAUUUUAGUUUGAGGUUGAAGCUUAGUACCAGUAACCAUUAUUUUCCCUUGUUUCUGGUUCAAAAUAUGUGCCAUACUGGUGAACAAAUGGGAUUUUUCAUUUAGUAAUUAUAGUUGCUAAAACUUUUGUGAUAUAGCAAUACAACUUUAGCAACUCACACUGAUAGUUGUUGAAAUCUAAACAAGACGUAGAUGCAUUUUUUGACAAUUUCAUAUGUGUUCAUGUGUCUUCCUUUGCAGUGUUGAGAUCUUUGGAAUCAUGCCAUAACGCUUAAAUAUUGUGUAUCAUUCCUUAAAAGUUUUAUGUUCUGAUGAUAGCCAGAGAUCUGCUGUGGAGAUUUCCAAUCCUGUUGAUAACCAGGGGUUUAGUGUUUGUGUACCACAGUUAUUGUGUGCUUUCUAACAUGGAUGUAAAACAUCAAGAGGUGUGAUGUUAAUGCUUUUUAAGAAUUUUAUAUUCUGAGAAAACAAAACAAUGUAUUGUUAUUUAAUGUCCCACCUGAUAAUGGUAAUAAUUAUUAUAUUAAACUAUUGAAGUAUGAUUCCUUUUUAUCCAAACAGUUUUAUCAUGUUUUGUACAUAUAUAAAUAUACAGAAGUUAUUUAUUUCUUUAUGUAAAUAUUUGUUGAGUUGUGCCAUGCAAAAAUUAUUAUUUCAAGUUUUUUAUGUUGUUAAUAAAGCACAAAACGUAAGAAUA
This is a messenger RNA of Gryllus bimaculatus (two-spotted cricket), 5724 nucleotides long. The record is from the annotation of a GenBank genome assembly. Lineage: Eukaryota; Metazoa; Arthropoda; Insecta; Orthoptera; Gryllidae.